CCCAUGAUGCACGAAAGCUUCAACAACUUUUUUUUGGUCAACUUGUACAGGUGUAUAAAACCCACCUGUCGAUGUAGCUGAUUCAUACGAUUGUUGAUCCCGUAACGGGCUACAAACUUUUAUUUUGUUUGUUUGUGUAGCCUACUUAGAUAAACAGAAUAAACAGAAGAAUGAUUUGCUUUGUUCUUCUCGUCAUUUCUUUGGCUGUCACCAGUGCCCAGUACGCUCCUCAUCCGGUUCCGCAACCAGGCUACUAUCCAGUCCCUAAUCCAUAUGGUCAAAAUGCUCCAAAUCCAAGUCAGCAGCCAAUCAAUUAUCCGGUCCCUAAUCCAAAUGGUCAAUAUUCUCCGAAUCAAGGUCCGAUACCAGGGAAUUAUCCAGUCCCAAAUCCAAAUGGUCAAUACGCUCCGAUUCCAGGUCCACAACCGGGCAAUUAUUUAAUCUCUAAUUCAAAUAGUCAAUAUGCCCAGAAUCCUCAACAAGGCAACUAUCCAGUCCCACAUCCAAAUGGACAAAAUGCCCCAAAUCCAAAUCCACAACCAGGCAACUAUCCAGUCCCAAAUCCAAAUGGACAAUAUGUCCCAAAUGCAAAUCCUCAACAAGGCAACCAUCCAGUCCCAAAUCCAAAUGGACAAUAUGCCCCAAAUCCAAAUCCACAACCAGGCAACUAUCCAGUCCCAAAUCCAAAUGGACAAUAUGCCCCAAAUCCUAAUCCUCAACAAGGGAACUAUCCAGUCCCAAAUCCAAAUGGACAAAAUGCCCCAAAUCCAAAUCCACAACCAGGCAACUAUCCAGUCCCAAAUCCAAAUAUACAAUAUGCCCCAAAUCCAAAUCCACAACCAGGCAACUAUCCAGUCCCAAAUCCAAAUGGACAAUAUGCCCCAAAUCCUAAUCCUCAACAAGGGAACUAUCCAGUCCCAAAUCCAAAUGGACAAAAUGCCCCAAAUCCAAAUCCACAACCAGGCAACUAUCCAGUCCCAAAUCCAAAUAUACAAUAUGCCCCAAAUCCACAACCAGGCAACUAUCCAGUCCCAAAUCCAAAUGGACAAAAUGCCCCAAAUCCAGAUCCACAACCAGGCAACUAUCCAGUCCCCAAACCAAAUGGUCAAUACAGUGACGAUUCCCAGUCAAGCAAUCCAGUGCCAAAUCCAGUUUAUCAGCCAGAGGAAGACAGUGAAGAAAAUUUUUACAAGGAUUUCCCCUUCCCAUCUGGCAAUAUUGAAUACUACAAAAACAAUGAUAAUUCCGACCUGAACGGUGUAUUGGAUAUGUUCAAGUAUGAGGACGAACCAGAAUACAAUCCAUCUAAAGAUACAACACACUAUUCCAAGCCGGUUUACAAAGAUGCUGAUGCAAGCCAUGGAAAUUAUAAAUGUGAUGCAGGCAGCAAUCGGAAAUUCCCCAUUGAGGGUGUCUGCUUCGCUUACUUUGUGUGCGUGAAUUCGGAACUCCAAUAUCGUCAGUGUAAAGAUGGAUUCAGAUUUAAUGCUGCAUCCGCAAGUGACGCUUCUUGUGUUCCGGAUCCAACCUGUGUCACUGCCUGUCAGGAUGGCUGGGAAGCUGACCCAAACGACAUUACAUAUUAUUUCCUUAAUAAACAAAGAAUGCCGUGUCCAGAGGGUACUUACUUUGACAGGAAGAUCUGUGGAUGUCAAUUCAAAUCGACGCUGAAACCCUAUUACCAGUAAUGAUGGCAAUGAAACCAGCACAUAGGCCUACCCAAAUAGCAUCAAGCACAAAGCUAGACAACUGCAACAAUAAAAACAGCCAGAUGUAACCAUGAGAAGAAAUUAAACCUUUUUUUACUGUGA
Molecule: messenger RNA, 1811 nt
Organism: Biomphalaria glabrata
Lineage: Eukaryota; Metazoa; Mollusca; Gastropoda; Planorbidae
Product: skin secretory protein xP2-like
Exons: 5
Coding region: 171-1688 (505 amino acids)
Cellular component (GO): extracellular region
Molecular function (GO): chitin binding
Source: RefSeq, a predicted model, not a curated record